This is a messenger RNA of Felis catus (domestic cat), 1939 nucleotides long. RefSeq lists its product as uncharacterized. The transcript is spliced from 10 exons. NCBI's taxonomy places the organism in Eukaryota, Metazoa, Chordata, Mammalia, Carnivora, Felidae. The coding region runs from base 44 to 655 and encodes 203 amino acids. The record is from RefSeq and is a predicted model, not a curated record.
CUUGCGUCUUUGUUGGAUCCAGAAGAGACAUUAAAGUGGCAGCAUGGACGACCGACCAUCCCUUUCUGCCCGUGACUGUGUUGAGUCCCUGCACCAGAACUCCCGGGCCACGCUCCUCUAUGGUCAUCGUAAGAGCAAUGGAAAAUGGUAUGUGUUUUGGAAUCUGUCUCUCCUGAUGAAAGACUGCAUAUAUUCAGGAAGAUGGGGCAUUCCUGCUGGCAUCAGUCUAGAGAGCUACCCUGACUCCAGGUUCCUUGUAGGAAAGAGGCUUGAGGGUGUCGCUAAGGUGAAAAAGCAGCGGUCCCUUCCUGUCCUGAGUCGCCAGGCUGUUGCUGAGGUCAUCGUAAGAGCAAUGGAAAAUGGUGUCGCUAAGGUGAAAAAGCAGCGGUCCCUUCCUGUCCUGAGUCGCCAGGCUGUUGCUGAGGUCGCCACGGGAGCAAUGGAAUAUGGUGUCCCUAAGGAGGAAAAAGUGUGGGCCGUUCGUGUAAGAAGACACCAAGGUGUUGCUGAGGAUCUUGUUUCAAGGAUGAAGAAGAAGAAAUGUUCCCCUGAGGUCAAGAAUAUCAAUUGGCACCAGGCAGUGCUUCAGAAAACUCCACAUCUGGCAAACAACAGGGGGUACUCUAUAAAUGACCCCAUUGAGUGUAUUUUCUAGGAUCAUGGCUCAGAUUACAAAAAGAGGAUCCUAAGGGAUUCAAACACAGAACUCACAAGAAAGGCAUCUGUGCUCAAGACAAUCUACUGGCUUUCCCCAGCAGUGCUUCAGCAGCAUCAAGAUGGACAUCUUUCCAAACAACAGGGUCGAGCCACAAAUACCACUCCAAUGAAUGACUACUCCAUUGAAGACGUUAGUGUGUGUAUAAAAUCAGCAAGUAGAUUCAAGAGGAGUAAGGGUAGUUUGUACAGUGGAGACUGGAUGUUGGUGAGGAUGGAAGGAGCAGGGAAGGUGUACACGCAGAGGCAGGGAGCCCCUGCCCGCUCCUAGCCAUGGCUUUGUCCAGGCUGCUCAAAUGGUGGGUCAGAUCGUUCGUCAGGGAGACACUGGGGCCUCUAGACUUCAUCUGCCAGAGCACCAACCUAGCAGACCCCUCUCCUAGCUACUAUCAACUGCUCAUCACCCAGGUUUGGUCAGUUGAAGAUGACGCUAAUCACUGGGCAACUGUCCUGUGGGCAGUUGGUUUGGAAUGUUCUGGGUUCUGAGACAGUUGGGAGUCAAACAGACAAGUGGUCAUUCAGGGUGGUCACCUGGCCACCAGCAAGGCAGCUAGUAGCAUCAAGCACUGGGGGGCAUGGGAUGGGGAGAUGGGGAUGUGUUUUUUUGUUCUCACACCCCAUCCAUCAGGGGGAUAAGGCAUUGUUUUCUGGGUCAGGGAUUGAAAUAGGCGGGAGUUGGGUUGGGUUUUGGGCCAUUCUCUUGGGCCAGUACCUCCUUAGGGAGACAGCUGUCUCCCUUCAGCAACCUUGGGGCCAAAGGAUAUGGGCCAGGGAGUGAGGAAAGGGCUUGGUUUCAGUGUGCAGGGCAUGAUCUCCUAUCCAGGUGAUCAGAGAUCUCUGUCCUCAGGGAAUUCUCUGUAUCCCCCGCCUCUGAACCAUAAGUCACCAGUGCUGUGAUUCGAGUGAGCCACUUAACCUCUCUAAAUGUCAAUGCCCUGAACCAUAAAAUAUAGGUCCCAGCCCCUUCUCUGCCCACCCCACAGUCCUUUCAUGAGCAUCACCAGAAUUAACAGGUUUUCUUCACUAUUAGAAGUGUAAUAUUGAAGUCUCCUAGUUUUAUUGUUGAGAGAGCAGUUUCUCCUUUUAAUUGUCAGUUCCAUUGUUAUGCCCAGAAUUCGUGAUCCCCAAAUACCGCCAGGGAGCCGAGUCCGAUGUAAAAGCAAAAGAGCCUUUAUUCGAGUUAGCUCGAGCUCAAUCCCCUACCUGCACCGAGGCAGCGGUGAGA